ACUCGUAUUUACAGGGGGAGGUAUGCGUUUUCUUGCACGGGAGCAUACAGUUAGGAAAGCAUGGCACUUUGUCGCCCCACUAAUUCGGAGUGAUCCGCGAUCCGCUGAAGGGAUUUCGGCUCUGAGCCUGUCUUGGAUGUUUUAGCACGGUUUCGAGUGACAUGUUCCUGUGAUUAGUGAGGAGUGAUCACUCAAGAGCGAGUGGGUUCCGAAAAAUUGUCUCAAGUGGAGAAAUGGAAGAACCGGGAGUUUCCUCUGUCAAAGGAAGAAAGGCCAAGAAUGUGAUGGUCACGAAUGGAAAUGAGACCAUCCCCAAGGAGUACGUCUUGAGCCAAAGUGCAUCACUUGCAUCGCUCAAUAAAGCCCGCUCCCUUUCUCACGACCUAUAUGGUAGCCUCGAAAAUGGUUACUCAGACACUUUGAAUGUGUCGGAGGAUAUUUCACAGAGAUGUUUUUUGUGCCAGACCAACGACCAAAGCGGUGACUUGUUUCGUUGCAAUUGGUGUCGACGAGUUUCAGUUUGCUCGAACCAUCAUUUUCGAGUGUAUCAUAGAGUACGCUCACGAUGUUGGCCAUUUCAUUUAGCACCCAAGAGAAAGGAUUCGCCGCCAGGAAAGUUUCAUUUGAGGCUGACAGCCACCAGAGACAUCAAAAAAGGGGAAAUCAUUUUCAUUGAAGCCUCGACUUUGGCCACUCCUCAACCACAUUCCUUUCCAACUUGCCCAGUUUGUUUGAGGCGAUUGAGAGCCGAUGCUUUCACCAAGUGCAAUUCCUGCUCUAUACCUUUAUGUGGCUCUCUCGUGUGUGCCAAUUCAUCUGUUCAUCAAAUUGAGUGUCGAGUGCUCACGGAGAAUAAGAUCAAUCUCUCAUCCCUCGUGAACAAUUUCACUCGACCACAUUUCAUCUACUCCGUAAUCAUUUUGCUCCGAAUGUGUGCUUUGGAACAGCACGCAAAGGCCGCCGAGUUACUCAGUGGGCGAACUAAGAAAUCCAAUGAUGAUCAACCCAAGGGAGGUGCACGACAUCGUCCCCGUGACAUGGUCCAAAGCGAAGAGUUGCUCCUGAGGGAGUUUGUUUUCCAAUUGCCUGAUCAUGUCGAGAAGCGAAGAGGACUUGGAGAAUGGAAAAUGUUCCAAAAAGAUGUGGUCGACUUUUUGAGGCGAAGGUGCUUUAUGGCAAACGAGAAGAGUGACGAGCAACUUCACAAGCUACUCGGUAUUUUCAUGGCACAUAGCACCACAAUUGAUUCCAGAGUGAUUUCGUCGGGAACCAAUGAAGGAGAAAAACAUCUUGUUCAAGGUCGACUUUUGUUCCCCGUUUUUGCUCUCAUGAACCAUAGUUGCCUAAGUAACACAAUUUUUACCUUGGAAGCAGAUCCAAAGAAAGUCGGAGUCUUCAACGUCGUUGUCCGGGCCAGAAGAAAUGUUGCCAAAGGGGAAGAACUCUCCAUAUCUUACGUUUCUUCAAUUCUGGGAAAUCACAAAAGAAGACGCAAAAUUCAAAGCGAGUGGUAUUUCCAAUGCAAAUGCCUCCGGUGCUCAGAUCCCACCGAGUUUCACACAUAAGUUAGUGCUCUCAAAUGUGAGGCUUGUGAAAGUGGACUCAUGCUUCCCUCAGAUUGCCUUAAUAUGUACUCCAAAUGGAUUUGCUCAGAUUGUGAUUUUGAAUUGACUGUGGAUGUCGUGGAGGCAAAAAUUGACCGCAUUGAAGACGAGCUCUCAGAGCUCAGUAUCAAAGACGAUUUAAAGAGACUAGAGCAAUUCAUCGAGCACUACUCCGGGACAAUUCUUCACGAAAACCAUUAUCUUAUUCUUCUUGCUAAAAGAAAUCAUUGCUUCAUAACGCGCAAGGCUCGAAUUUCGGAAUUGAGUCAUUCCUCAACACAUUCCACCGAUUCUCCAGCCAGUAGCAGUAGAAGUACCACCCCGAAUGCGGAUAUCUACCGAUCCAUCUCUGGAGUUAUUCAGCAACUGCAGUGCCAACAUGGUUCUUAAAUCUCUGUCACUGCUAACCAACAUUUCCAUUCGUUUGGCAUCAAAGACCUUUAAAAUGACUCGAGUUUAGAUUACUUCAUAUGCAAUAUCAUGCCACUUUGAAGAGCCUUAGUAGAAUAUUAUGCAUCAAGAAUCAUGAAAAUUGUGAGAGUAUCCAAAAAUCUCAUAAAACAACUUCUCAUUCAAAUGAGGAAAAUGAUGGCAAUAAUCACCUACUUAAAACUCGGCCAAAUACAGAUUUGUUUGGGGCUUGUCAAGUGAAGUGGAAAUCAAAUAAUGGGCCUCGACUUUUGGAGCUUAACAAUAGACAAACUGCCGUGUCAACCCCAUCAAGCAUGCAUUGAUUGAAGUGGUCAUCUAAUCCAAUCUACCAGUUUGUUUGAGCCACCAAUAUUUUGAUAUUAAGCCAGAACAAUAGUGCGGUGUCAGAACUGCAAAUUAAAAAGUGUGUGUGUGUUUUUAAGUGCAGCAUAAUCCAUUCGAAAUUAUGAAAAAAAGAAGUUUGCUGUCUUGUUUGUCUUCACUCAAUACCCAAAGUCAGAGUGCCAUGUGUCCAUGCUAGAUUCAUGCUCUGCCUUUCUGUCGCUUUUCAAGCUCUGCUUGUCUUUCACCCCUACCUCCAGAAUAACAAAAUGUACCUAAGAGGUACCUUUCUUAAUAUUUGUCCCAUUUCAUAGCAAGUUGAUAUGAAUUAUUUCCUUCGAAAUUGUUUUUUCCUACACAUAUGACUUUUGAAAUCGUUCAGCAUGUAUAUGUUAUGAAAAAUAAAGGAAUAAUGGAAAAGUCAGGCAGAGGGAAAGGCAGGAUGUCUUUCAUCUUUGCAAAUGCAGCUACCGGCUAUUUUGCAAUCAGUUCUACAUUCAUUUAUGGAUUUUUCCUUUCACUUUGAUCAAAAUAACUUAAGCUGAGGGUGAAUGUCUCUUACUAUUCCAUUAUUCCAAAAUAUAGACUAACAGAAUUGGG
Tigriopus californicus is the source of this 2957-nucleotide messenger RNA. RefSeq lists its product as uncharacterized. The transcript has 3 exons. NCBI's taxonomy places the organism in Eukaryota, Metazoa, Arthropoda, Copepoda, Harpacticoida, Harpacticidae. The record is from RefSeq and is a predicted model, not a curated record. Gene Ontology annotation, molecular function: protein binding.